ACGUAAACAAAAUUCUCUACAAAACAAAAACUGAUAAUCAGUUGAUCUAAAGUGUCAGAAGUGUAGUAUAGUAAGUUAAAUACGUUAAAUAUAUGGGAAAAAUGGCAGAAAAGGAGACGUUGGAAAAAAAUGAUGAAAUCGAAUGGGUUCCUAAACACUUUUUUGAGGCAUAUGUCACAGAAAGUGCCUUCCAAAAGUUGAAACGCAAAUCCAAAGAAAAUCCUAUGGUUCCUAUUGGGCUUGGCAUGACAAUUUGUGCUUUAAGUUAUGGUCUUUACAACUUCUACCACGGACGUCAUGCGUUGCAACAACAUAGUAUGCGUGCUCGAGUUACUUUUCAAGGAUUGACACUUGCUGCCAUAUGUUACAGUAUGUACAUUGAAGGGCAAAACCGACUGAAAAAGGAUCAAGAAGCAAGAGAAAAAGCAAAAUCCUCAAAAGUUUAAUUUUCCCUAGCAAAUUGUCUUUGUAUAGUUGUUAGAUUUAGAAAUUUAUUUUAUAAUAUAGUAUAUGCUACGAUUAAUAAUUAAUCAAAUUAAUGGCAAUUUGUCACUGAAAAAUUGCAAUUAAAUGUACCAUUGUUUGCACCUGUGAAAAAUAGGGAUUCAUAAUGGACAAAAGCUGAAUAAAAGUAAAAAAAUCAUUAUAUUUUAAA
This is a messenger RNA of Belonocnema kinseyi, 655 nucleotides long. RefSeq names its product HIG1 domain family member 2A, mitochondrial. The transcript has 2 exons. The record is from RefSeq and is a predicted model, not a curated record. NCBI's taxonomy places the organism in Eukaryota, Metazoa, Arthropoda, Insecta, Hymenoptera, Cynipidae. Bases 93 to 446 code for a protein of 117 amino acids.